AACCUCCCCGCCUCCUGCUCCGACUCAGAGCGGCGGAGGUUGCGAGUGUGUGUGUGCGGGGAGCGGCUGCUGUUGCUGCGGGGAGACUCGGAGCUUCAGGUCGGUCUUCAGAGAGGGAGAGGGCGAUGGCCGAGGCGCUGCCGGGGGAGGCCCAGGCCCAGGCCCAGGCCCAGGCCCAGCGGGAGGCCGGAGCGGCGGUGGCGGAGGAGGAGGAGGAGGCCGAGCUGUGGCAGAGCCUGGCCCGCACCAAGGCGCGCUGGUACGGCAGCACAGCCAGCGUGCCCGCGCCCCUGGCCGAGCGCUACGUCCGGCACCCGGUGGGCGGCGGCGACACGCUGCGGGGCCUGGCCCUGCGCUACGGGGUCACGACGGAGCAAAUUAAAAGGGCAAAUAAACUCUUCACAAGUGAUUGCAUAUUCCUGAGGAAAACCCUCCUCAUCCCAGUGAUAUCGGAGAAGGGGUCACUUUUUAAUGGACUGAACUCGUUGGACUCUCCUGAGAAUGAAUCCACAGAAACGUAUGCAUUCAGUGACGGAAGGCCUCUGAAUAACGAAGAAGACUCUCCAUCUCCAAAUACAGAAGAUCCAGACACCAGGCCCACGCAGCCUGAGGAACUGUCUGCAAAAGACUACUUACAGAGACUGGACUUGCAGAUUAAACUAUCAACGCAAGCGGCUGCUAAAACAAUACAGGAGGACGAUCACGGAUCUGGUGACACCGGACACCAAGAUGACCCCUCGGCCACAUCUUCCUACCAGAGCCUUGAUUAGUGGGAUCCAUGCUCCCAGGAUGCUGAAGGAUAAUCGGUUUUCCCGUUGCGUGUGCAUAGAGACUGUGUGACCUCGUUUGAUUUCCGGGUUUUAAAUUUGCUUUAAAUCUAAGCCAUUGCUGUGUAUACUUCGACGUGGCAGGGGACGAGAGGGAGACUGUGCGUCUUUGGUGUGAAGUGUGAGCUGCUGUUACCUCUGUGUCUCCCUCUACCAUCUCCACUCGCUGUUUUAUAUUCCCACAGCAAGAUUUGCAGUGUGUGCUUGUCGCCGCCCACCUAGUGCUGGCCUGAACUUGUGUGCUAAGCAGUGCGAUCGAGCAGGUUUCAAAUCCGAAGCCCAUUGUGCAUCUUACACCUGUUGGCUGCUGUGCUUUCUCCUAAUGUCCAGCACGUGUGGGUCUGGGUCGGAGGUGAGUGCAUUACUCUAACAUUAAGCUUAGUUGAAGUAAUUAAAUCACAACCAAAACACAACCUUAUUAUAUUUUUGCAAAAUUAGAUGAAACUGAAAGGAAGAGAUCUUAUUUUACCGGACAAUCCUGUAGGCAUUAGUAGUGAUUCGAAGAGCCUAUUUGUUUGAAAUCUUCAAGUUGAAACCAAAAAUAAUAGAGUACAUUCAGUGCUAAGCAGUGAUGUUGAUUUAGGAUAAAGACAAUGGAUUAAUGACAAACUUUAUUAUUUUUUUUAAAUAAGAGGAAUCAUAUUUCUUGUAUAAAGUUAAACUCAAUGUGUGGGUAUGAAAGCCAAACAGGCCAUUUGCUUUUAUAGGGAACCAUUGUGGUGCAGUUUCACACACGUGGCCAGUUUAUGCAAGGGCCGUGUACAAACAGAUAGCCUUCAAAAUAAAUUGCCGUCAGUGCUGGGGAGAGGAGAGGGGUUUCUGGUCAUCCUGACUCAUGAAUCGGCUAAUUGGGAUACGGAAUCUGACCUAAAGCUAAUGACGACCUGAGGCCUGCAGUUCUGAGAGUGGUCUCAUUCUUUAUUGUCCACUAUUACUAUGUUCCAGUAGGUAAGGCAGUUGGUGCCAUUUUCAAUCACUCUGUUCUCCAAGUCUGAGUUACAACCAGUGCAGACAGACUGUUCUCCCCGGGAGAUCUUCCCGGGAAAUGUGAGCGCCAUGGUGACGCAGCGGUAGAGUUGUUGCCUUCAGCCCCAGAGACCCGGGUUCGAUCCUGACUACGGGUGCUGUCUGUACGGAGUUUGCAUGUUCUCCCUGUGACUGUGUGGGUUUUCUCUGGGUGCUCCGGUUUACUCCCACACUCCAAUGGCAUGCAGAUUUAUAAGUUAAACGGCUUCUGUAAAUUGUCCCUAGUGUGUCGGAUAGAACUAGUGUACGGGUGAUUGUUGGUCGAUGUGGAUUAGGUGAGUUGAAGGACCUAUUUCCACACUGUAUCUUUAAAUCUAGUUUCCCCCUCUGUCGUAGAUGAACACCGCAUGCUAUGUCCAGCCUUCUAUCUCUACACUUGUGCAUUUACUUUCUCUGAAUAGUGAUUAUCUGAUUCAAUAGUGGAUCAAUUGUCCGUUCAGUGGGAUGGGGAGACAAGGGGGGACUUUUUAUCCCUCUUCUCAUCUUUGUGGUCUCUUAAUUGCCUGAACUGGCUAAAACUUUACUUAAGGGGAACGCACUUGUCUCAGUAUUUUGUGACAUUGCUCCUUCAAACUCCUCGGCAUAUCGUUUUGUUUAAAUGAGACCAAUUGUGCACCAACUAAAUUGGAAUUGAUGAGCCUAACAAUUGUUUCUUUCACAUUCUGACUAAGCUGCAGAGGUCUGUUAAAUAAUUCAAGUGGCAUGGACUCGGUCAUUUGAGCUGACUGCUCAGUGUCUGACAAUAACAGGCGUGAGGGAAUCUUCUCUCCCUGGGGUGGGUAUGAUGCCAAAAUGCCCAUUCCAACAAGCUGAAGAUAGACACACAAAGCUGGAGUAAUUCAGCGGGUCAGGCAUCAUCUCUGGAACAAAAUGGAGGGAUGAUGUGUCGAGUUGGGACCCUUCGUCAAUGAUGUGUGGAGAACGAUCAUGUCCUGAAACUUUGUUUGUCCAUUCCAUUCUAAUGAUGAAGAUAGACACAAAAUGCUGGAUUCACUCAGUGGGACGGGCAGCAUCUCUGGAGACGCUGCCUGUCCCGCUGAACUAAUCCAGCAUUUUGUGUCUAUCUUCGCUGUAAACCAGCAUCUGCAAUUCCUUCCUACACAUUCCAACAGGAUUUCUGAUUGAUAAUUUGAGAUGAAUCAUUUUAUAAUUUUAUCAAACAUUUAGUUUGACAUUUUAUUAGUAGUUUUACGUACUCAUUCAAAUUAGCUAUGCUGCCUAAUUUUCUCCGUGACCUGAUUUCCAUUUGCCUGCCCAGCCCCUGUCAUGGUUUGGUCAGUGCUUGGUUUGCAGGGUUAGCUGCUCAUAUCCAGCAUGCAGGAGCAAUUUCUAUAAGGCAGGCUGGAAUGGUACCACAGCAUCUGGCCAUGCCUGCCCUUGCACUGGGAGGGUGCUGCUGUGGAUACUGGGUGAAAGAAGAGUCUGCGAACAAUGAACCAAAUGAAGGGUCGGCGAUAACAAUGUGCUGGCUGUCCUAGCGAUGGACCUAAAUGUAUGGUGACAGAGAAGCAGCAAUUACCUGCAAGUACUGCUCUCUCAGAUAGCUAGGUUGACUGUCAGCAUACAAUUACAGUAAUCAAAUGUUCAAUAGCGUUGACACAAGGAACUGCAGAUGCUGGUUUACCAAGAAAGACAAAGUGCUGGAGUAACUCAGUAGUCUGAGCCAAUCCCAUUUGCCUGCAUUUGGCCCAUAUUCCUCUAAACCAUUCCGGUCCAAGUAUCUGUCCAAAUGUCUUUUAAAUGUUGUUAUUGUACCUGCAUCAACUGCUUCUUCUGGCAGUUUGUGCCAUAUGAUAUUCCCACCACCUCUGUGUGGAAUAAAUGCCCCUCGUGUUCUUAUUAAAUCUUUCUUUUCUCACCUUCAACCUAUGUUCUCUGGUUCGUGUGUGAAUCAGUCUGUGCAUUUGCAUUGUGAUUUUAUAGAUCACCCCUCAACCUCCUGCAUUCCAAGGAAUAAAGUCCUGGCCUGCCCAACAUCUCCAUAUUGCUCGGGACCAUUUGAGGUUCUGGCAACAUCCUUGUAAAUCUCUGUACUCUCUCCAGCUUAAUGGCAUCUUUCCUGUAGCAGGGUGGCCAGGAGAGAACACAGUGCACCAAGUGUGGCCUCGCCAGCAUCAUGUCCACCUGUAAAGUAAUGUCCCAACUUCUGUGCUCUGCGAUUGAGGUGCUUGGCUGUUGCUGAGACUGUGGUGAGCUGUUAUUUAGCGGGGACAACGUUCUAACAUACAUUCGUUCAGGUGACUAAAACUGUGAACUCUGUCGGUGAAUGUAUUGAUAUUAUGAUGACAAUUCAGGGAUUAACGUGGAGAAACUACACACAUUAUGAGCUGUAGGCAUCAUGGCUUGCUAUAUUUUCGACUUGAAUAUAUCAAAUAUUUAACUGAACCAUAUCUAUCGAAGUGCUUUGCUCUAUAACAAAAGGCAAUUUACAUUUUUCAGGCAAUUUUAAAUAUUGUAUAGAGAGUGUGUGACAUAUCAAGUGAAAGCAGAAUUAACAUGAACUCAAAUCAUCUGAUACCAGAUAGACACACCUGGAUUGCCAUCUGAAGGAGCAAGGGCAUAUAUUUUAUUCCAGGUAGGAUAUUUAUCAGCAUCAGCAAUGUACGUAAAAAUUCCAAGUGUGAAAUUUUAUAACUAUUUAUCCAGCUUAAUAUAUUUCAGUCCAACUCUUUUAUUGUUUAUGAGUAGCGUUCCAUGAUUUUCAUGUACGUUUAUGUCUAAUUACUUUAUCGGGGCCAAUUAUUUUCAAGUUUGGCAUGAAUUUUAUUUUAUUUUUCCUUUUUCAAAUUUUUAAAAGCAAAUUCAAGCGGGAAGAUUAAGGAACUUAUAUAGUCAAUCAAGAGCUGGCAGAGUCCCUCUUCCACUUCAGUAUUAAAAAAUAUUAUUUUAAUCAUUAUUAUCAUUUAAUAAUGCCUUGUGGUUUUUAACUGCAAAGUAGCACAUUCCUGACGACCAAACUCUGGCUAAAGAUCUUGUUAUUAAAAAGUAAAUCACAUUUCAUUAUAUAAUGUGGGCUAGUUUUUAGAGCAUAUUAACAAAUUGCUAACACAGAUUAAAAUAUGCCUCACCUUAGUUGGCACAGAGAUUUAAAUUAAAUUUUCUUCAAUUCUUCUUCUUUUCCUGGUUUCUACUACAUAUCCAGAUCCCCCAAAAUAUUAUAGAAACCUGCAAAAGGAAACAAAGUGCUGGGAUAACUCAGUGGGUCAGGCAGCUUCUCUAGAUAACAUGGAUAGGUGGGUCGUGGCCUGAAACGUCACCUAUCCAUGUGAUGCUGUCUGACCCGCUGAGUUACCACAUCACUAUGUGUCUCCAAUAUUAUUGCAUUAAUGAGCCAGCUAAGCUGCAGUAAUAAUAAUUUCCUGGUUCCAUUAAACACUCUUGAAUGAGCAGAUAGUGAUUUGCUGUUUACCACCCAGUUGUGAGGUUGCAAUUGCAGGCGGAUGACCUGUCAUAGAAACUAGCUGGUAUUUAUUCUCAUUCAUUUCAAUCUAUCUGCAACUUGAAUUCUAUAUUUAUUGUCACUGUUUGGGCUCUGUGGCAGGGGUUGGAUCACGUGUGAUUGUGGCAUUGUAUAUGUAAGUCCUGUUCACCUGUGGUCCUUCUGAGAUUCAAGUCUGGUUUUGAUUUUCACACGGACAAGACUGAGUGUAAGUGGACUGAGGCGGUAAAAUGGUUGCUCAUUCCAAAAUCGGAUAUUGUCACAAAACAGUAUUAAACUCUGUAAUAGUUAUCCAUGGAUAGUAUUUGCAGAUGGGGGAUGAGAGCGAUCCACGUGGGCUGUAAUUUUAAAAUCAAAUUAAAUUCCGUUUUGUUUCAUUGCUUUCCCUUAAUAGUCCUAAACUGUGCAAAGAUUAUUCAGGACUAAGAUUGGGCAAAUAUGCUUUGAAAGAACAUUGUUCAGGGUGAUGAUUCCAAACUUUGUGAACCGUAACUUGUUAUUCAGGACUCGAAUGGGUGAACUAAUGCAGUGACCUUUUUAUGCAUGAAUUCUUUGUUUGUCUGUAUGUUGUGGCCUUAGAUAUUUUAAAAAAAAAAUGAUGUAUUGGCGAUGAGAACUUGUUCUAUUUCAUUUGAAAAUCUGCAAUAAAUAGUUUUUGUUACAACUUCCACCCAAA
Messenger RNA from Leucoraja erinaceus (little skate), 5968 nucleotides. RefSeq names its product LysM, putative peptidoglycan-binding, domain containing 2 (gene lysmd2). NCBI's taxonomy places the organism in Eukaryota, Metazoa, Chordata, Chondrichthyes, Rajiformes, Rajidae. The coding region runs from base 126 to 770 and encodes 214 amino acids. The record is from RefSeq and is a predicted model, not a curated record. The transcript has 3 exons.